AUGUUUCUCAACACCUUGACACCCAAGUUCUACGUGGCUCUGACGGGCACUUCCUCCCUCAUAUCAGGACUCAUAUUGUUAAUGAAGGAGUUCCCUCUCCUCAGUAUGUUCAACAUCCACGAGAACCUGCUGGAGUCACUGCUGGAGCUCCAGAACUACGCCGACGUCCAGGCCGUACUGGCCAAGUACGACGAUAUUAGCUUACCCAAAUCUGCAACAAUAUGCUACACAGCAGCCUUGCUCAAAGCCAGGGCGGUAUCGGACAAGUUCUCUCCAGAGGCAGCGUCCAGGCGAGGGCUGAGCACAGCAGAGAUGAAUGCAGUAGAAGCCAUCCACAGAGCGGUGGAGUUCAACCCUCACGUCCCCAAAUAUCUGCUGGAGAUGAAGAGUCUGAUUCUUCCUCCAGAACACAUCCUGAAGCGAGGCGACAGCGAGGCCAUCGCCUACGCCUUCUUCCACCUGCAGCACUGGAAAAGGGUGGAGGGGGCGCUCAACCUGCUACACUGCACCUGGGAAGGAACAUUCAGAAUGAUCCCAUAUCCUCUGGAGAAGGGUCACCUGUUCUAUCCUUACCCCAUCUGCACAGAGACGGCAGACAGAGAGCUGCUACCCAUGUUUCACGAGGUGUCAGUCUACCCGAAGAAGGAGCUGCCCUUCUUCAUCCUCUUCACAGCCGGUCUCUGCUCCUUCACCGCUAUGCUGGCUCUGCUCACACACCAGUUCCCCGAACUCAUGGGAGUGUUUGCUAAAGCUUUCCUCAGCACGUUGUUUGCUCCUCUGAACUUCAUCAUGGAGAAAGUGGAGAGCAUCCUGCCGUCCAGCCUCUGGCACCAACUCACCCGCAUCUGACCCCCGAACCGACCGACCGACCGGACCAGAAUCAGACCCGUGACGGGGAGCUGACCUCCAUCCAGACAGAAACAGCUGAACUGAAACCCAGAACGCUGCGUUGGACUGGACUGACACACCUUUGUGCCAAGAUUACCGAGUUCAAACCAAACUGAGAACAGACAACGUGGAAGAAGAAGAGGAGGAAGAGGAGGAGGAGGCAUGAAACAAAAAAAGGCAAAACAACGGGAAUCAGAAUUGGUUUUGACUUUAUUUGAUAUGUUUGCAUUUUUUUGGGUUUUCAAUUAUUUAAAGCUGUUCUUUUGUUGUACAAAAAAAAAAGAGGUGAUCAAUUGCCAUCAUUAAAAAAGUGAAAAGACAAAAAAAUACAAUAAAGGACUUUUUGUGUAUUGCUGCAA
Molecule: messenger RNA, 1247 nt
Organism: Scomber scombrus (Atlantic mackerel)
Lineage: Eukaryota; Metazoa; Chordata; Actinopteri; Scombriformes; Scombridae
Product: suppressor of tumorigenicity 7 protein homolog
Source: RefSeq, a predicted model, not a curated record